Molecule: messenger RNA, 5596 nt
Organism: Quercus lobata
Lineage: Eukaryota; Viridiplantae; Streptophyta; Magnoliopsida; Fagales; Fagaceae
Product: ATP synthase protein MI25-like
Exons: 3
Coding region: 2308-3192 (294 amino acids)
Biological process (GO): proton motive force-driven ATP synthesis
Molecular function (GO): proton transmembrane transporter activity
Source: RefSeq, a predicted model, not a curated record
GUUUAUGGAAUCAGGAAUCUUGUCUGCUAGACUGCGGUGUCUCUACCCUGGACGCUCUGUUUCCUUUUAUGACUUCCCUACAGCUAUGAGAGGUUUUCGGUCAGCCGAGUCCGAAUACAUACCGCCAGUAGAACGGCAUUGAAUAGUCCCUAGAUCCUUACAGUGAAGGUGAGUCUAUUCAAGGGAUUUCCUAAAGUGCCACAACCCAGCCAUAAAAGUACGGAGGCAUCCCUCCAGUUAUACUCCUAGUAAAUGCAACCCUCUGUUUAUGGUAGAAAACAAACGUCCUUCUCGUGAACCUACAUGACUUGGAGCUUCAUCUCGAUCUCAAUCUAGACAUUAAGUGCCCGGUCUUCAGUCUUCAAUCGAUUGCACCGUCUUGAUCAAGUAAUUCAGAGAUGAAACUAGAGUCUUCUUUCUUGCUAGGCGGAUUAAUGUUGUCAAUAGUAUGUUUCACAAAUCAUUAAUCUUAUUCUUACUUACUGAAACUCCUUCGCUUUUGGCUCUUCUCGGGAAGGGCUGGUCUGCUUGGGUUGCUCAAUUCCAAAGCGUAGCUGAAGCACCUUUUUUUGGGGCUAGGCAUAAAAGCUUUCGCGGAAUAGGAAUAGCGAAUGCAGGCACAAGAGAAAGGGUCAUUUACCUUCUGGGAUGAAUUCUGUCUUGCCGGGACGUUUUCUAACUUUAGGAGCACACAUUGGCUAAUUCCAUCGAGUAGGUCUUUUGUCUAGAUCUUCUCUUUAUCUUUCUCACCCAUACCACCCUAUUUAGAUUUAAGUGCACCGCUUGCUUUCUUUCAGAACCUCGCCUUUGAGAAGCGGGUUGUCUUUCGUCGGACUUAUAUAUACCCGAAAGUUCGGUUAGAGCUAGCAGCUUACCCUAUUGAACUUUUGAGGUUAACCUAACCGGCAACAGAAAGAUGCCCUGCCCCUCUAAUUGAAAGCGGGAAGCCGCGAGCGAUGACUUAUUCUCCUACGUAAAUAGCUUUUGGAAAUCUUACCCUUUUCUUUUAUGUCCAUCCGCAAAAUCAAAUAAUUAAAAAGUGUGAUUUUAAUUAACACCCAACCUUCGACACAGGAUAAAGGUCUCCUCUUUCUUCGCUUCGGGGACGGAGGUCCUACGGUAGGUAACAGCAGGCACAAGCAACUUGAGUUAGGGAGGCCCCUCUGUAAUGUAACUUAAUUAAGAAGGUAGGCGGCUUAUCAACUUGACCUUACCCAUAGAAUUAAGCCCUAGCUCCAAUAUUUAAGUUUGAAUCAGAGAAAAAAGUCUCUUAACGAAAAACAAACGGCUUUUGAUCGGUCCCUGAAAAGCGUGAUGUGGCUUAAAAGCCCCGCUAUUGGCUUUCUCAGCCUUUGUUUCAGCGGAUUCUGAUGCUUCGGCCUCUUCUUUAGAUUUGGAAAUUCUCUUUCUAGCCAACCUCCCUGGAUCUUAGGAUUCGGGGUGAGAAGGUGAUUCUCACUGGGUUUCCGAACCAUUCUAGGAAAGGCAUUCGCUUGCUGAUGCAGCUGAUUCAGCCUCUGCUAAUGCUUUUGUCUCAGCGGAUUCUUCCGAUUAAGCAGAUGGCACUUCUUCCUCACCCUUGGAACCUACCGAGGUCCUAUCCUUCCCUGUAAUGAGACGAAGGAAGCGAAGCGGUCGGGUCUUGCAAAUCCGAGUACGCAAAAAAUGGAAUUCAGCUAUUAAUGAUGCCAUGGAGGAACGGUUUGGGCACUCUCUUUGUAAUUGGAGAAGAAUCGCCCACUUCCUCAUUGUGAGUAUGGAAUUAACGGUUCAAGGCGAUCGGAGCACCUUUUUUCUGCUGGUACUCGACUUAGUCAAAGAAAACUAAGCCUAUAAAUCUGCCGGAGCUGCUACAACUCAUUUAGGUAAACUAUUUUAUUUUGCAAAAGGGCCGCCCCGUCUCGUAUCAAGCUAUGGCAAACCAAGAAAAGGUCGCCGAUUGCUACUAAGAACCUAACAGAACUUUUCAAAGACCACUUUGUAGAGGGCGGUUGCCGCUUUCAAGACUAGAACGAAGGUCGAAUCGUACUCUAUUCCUUCGGCCAUACAAUCAUGGCAUUGUGGAUCUCAUAAGACCUAUGGUGCCAUAAUAAGCAUUUCCAGAUCGGGAUUUCGAUUUCAUCGACGAAUAUAAGAAUAAUCUAAUAUAUUCGAAUAUUCGUGUCCUCCUAAAGAAAUCUCGUUAGGAUUGUCUUGUUAAUUCUGGAUAAUGACAUAGCGUUCCUGACGUACUGGAGUUAUAACAUUUGAAUUUCUCUUACAUUCUACGUUCCCGAAACGGAUUCUAUCAAAUAUUUCACAUUUUCUAUGAUCAUCUCUAUUUUAGGUAUUUGGGGAAUCCUCCUUAAUAGACGAAAUAUUCCUAUUAUGUCAAUGCCAAUUGAAUCAAUGUUAUUAGCUGUGAAUUCGAACUUUUUGGUAUUUUCCGUUUCUUCGGAUGAUAUGAUGGGUCAAUCAUUUGCUUCAUUGGUUUCAACGGUGGCAGCUGCGGAAUCCGCUAUUGGGUUAGCCAUUUUCGUUAUUACUUUCCGAGUCCGAGGGACUAUUGCUGUAGAAUCCAUUAAUAGCAUUCAAGGGUCAGGGCCUUUCUCGCUGGACGAAUUGAGUUCCACGAAUAUGCAGGCUAGAAAGAUGCUAUUUGCUGCUAUUCCAUCUAUUUGUGCAUUAAGUUCGAAGAAGAUCUCAAUCUAUAAUGAAGAAAUUAUAGUAGCUCGUUGUUUUAUAGGCUUUCUCAUAUUCAGUCGGAAGAGUUUAGGUAAUACUUUCAAAGUGACUCUCGACGGGAGAAUCCAGGCUAUUCAGGAAGAAUCGCAGCAAUUCCUCAAUCCUAACGAAGUAGUUCCUCCGGAAUCCAAUGAACAACAACGAUUACUUAGGAUCCGUUUGCGAAUUUGUGGCACCGUAGCAAAAUCAUUACCAAUGGCACGCUGUGCGCCUAAGUGCGAAAAGACAGUGCAAGCUUUGUUAUGCCGAAACCUAAAUGUUAAGUCAGCAACACUUCCAAAUGCCACUUCUUCCCGUCGCAUCCGUCUUCAGGACGAUCUAGUCACAGGUUUUCACUUCUCAGUGAGUGAAAGAUUUGUCCCCGGGUGUACGUUGAAAGCUUCUAUAGUAGAACUCAUUCGAGAGGGCUUGGGGGUCUUAAGAAUGGUUCGGGUGGGGGGUUCUUUUAAGAAUAAAGAAGACGAAUAGAAUCUAAUUCAUGUUCAUGCUAACAGAAGAGCGGAUCCAAUACCAAGACGACUUCUUUCUCAGGAAGUGCAGCAAGUACUUUAGGAAUUUUGGGAUAUCAUGCCCCACGAGUGAGUUGCCAAGUGCCCCCUAGGAGGGCAGUCUACCACAAGAUCGAGUUGGAGCCUGAAGCCAAACCCCCUUAUACUUAGACUGGGGCUGGGUUUAGAAGAUGGCCCCCCCCCCCCCAACUAGCAUCUAUUAGUUAAGGGGAUUGGUUGAGCUCAGGAAUCAAUUUCAGGAACUCAUUGAGGCCUAUUUAUAUUCCAGCCUCCAAGGCAGUUUUUCCCUAUCUUGCUGGGGAAAAGGUUGGGGAGCCCCUGUUUUAUUUAUUCCAGAAGAAGCGGUAGCCUUGUGCAUUGAUUAUCGAGCGCUCAACAAGGUAACCUAACCAUCAAGAACAGGUAUCCACUUUGAUUGCAGACUUCUUCGCCCUAAUCAAUAAGCGCGAGAUACUUCUCGAAGUUGGAUCUACGGUCGGGCUACUACCAAGUGCAUAUCGCGGAAGGAGACAAGCCAAAGACGACCUGUGUGACAAGCAAGCAACCUUACUAAGAAAGGGGCGUUUGAUUUGGUUAUGCCUUUUGGGCUCACCAAUGCCCCCGCCAUGUUAUGCACCCUCCACAAUGAGCUAUUCCACCCGUACUUAGACGACUGGUGGUAUACUUUGAUCGUGGGCUAUAGCUAUUCAUUAAACGACCACGUUAGCCACCUCCGGACCGUUUUUAAAGUAUUAAAGGAAGAAUCACCUCUAUGUAAAGAAAGAGAAAUGCUCCUUUGGACAGACGGAGAUCCUAUUCCUAGGGCAUUGGAUGGGCAUCAGAGCCAUGGAGGAGUGGCAAGCACCUACCAAGGUGAGUGGGCUAAGAUCGUUUUUAGGGCUCGUGAACUAUUCCCGAAGAUUCAUCGUAAGUUACUCGAGGAGGGUUGCUCCACUCAAAAAUCUCCUAAAGAAGGACGUACGGACCGAUCAUGGCACUGCACUGAUCGGAAGAGUGUCAAAGAGCUUUUGAGGACCUAAAGCAGGCAGUGAUGGAUGACCCCGUAUUGCAGUUGCCAGAUUACACUAAGCCAUUUGAAGUACACACGGAUGCGUCAGACUAUGCCAUAGGCGGUGUGCUAGUACAACAAGGUAACCCAGUAGCAUAUGAGAGCCGAAAGCUCAAUGAGACCGAAAGGCGUGGUCCAGGAGAAGGAGAUGCCAGCAAUAUCAUCCCGCAAUCUCCAACAUCAUAGCUAUCUCCCUGAAUUGGUUCGUUCUCAAGUUAUGGCUAUGGCUUCUUUACUUUAUCAUCCAUUUUGUUUGUAGUGAGGACCAGGUUGGCGACCCUAUCCUAUGUUUAUGGCUAUUGUGCAUCUGCUGCAUCACCAAAGGAAAAUAGGCUUGUAUUGGCCUUAACUAGCUCUUUCAUCUUUAACGAAUCGUUGCAGGACUUCACCCAAUACCUCACCACACCUAUUUUACAGGUCGAUUAGAGCAAGCUCGACUUUCUUCACAGCUUUCGAGCCCCUUUAUUAAGUAAGAUAGGGCGCUUGAGCGCUCCUGCGCGAUACGGCUUUCAAAUCUUAUCUUUAGCAACGGCAGGAGUCUAUCGUAGUGCAAUACCUUCAACAGCCCUUAAGGAAGUGUGUUUUACCUAUGGCCGGCCCGCCCCUGACCUGACAUAGAUAUCAAGCAAUCGCGAGUGCGCGUGUGGGUACUAAAGUUCCUUAUUUUCCCUACGGACGAGCGGGAACAAAGAACGACCUUGUGCCGUACACCCCCUGCUAUCAUCCCUUUCCCGCACGCGUUGCUGUAUCCCAGGAGCCUAGAGUUCGGUUUUGUGUGAAGUCACGCUCGGUGAUAUAGAUAAAGAAGGGCGGCUUCAUCCUCAUCAGAUGCAGCGGCCAGUAAAGGAAAGGGCGAUCGAAGUUCAGUGAAGUAGGCAUUACCUUUGACACACACAUGGGUGCCAUAGGAAAGGGAGCAAGUCCUCGUCGUCGGAUUGUUAGUUGGGGUAAUUUCGUGAAAGCCAUCCUUCUUAAUUAGGUGGAAACCAGCUCAAUCUGAUCUCCGGGGACGCUAGAGGAUUGAACUAGCACACAGUACGUGAGCGAGUGCCUGGGAUCUUUGGGUAGGUGUUCAGUGGAUAGAGAGGGGUUAACAGAACAGCAAUAGGAGACUAUUCCCCACCUCUCUGUAUUGCUAGCACAGAAGGCUCUCUCUGUUCUUACUACCUACGGGAUAAAGCCAAGCCAUGGCCUCCAGGGUUGGUUGUCUUACUCGAGGUUCUGCCCGCUCCAUCGAUAUCUUUCUUACUACUUUCCUUGCCUUGGCAAAGUCUACCUGUACGUUACGAUUUCAAGCCUUUCCGAACGCCCGUUA